AAAUUCUGAACUUUUGACUUGUUUUGCUUUGCUGUUUUAGAAUUAUAGGUUUAUGGUUUAUCAGCUUUUGUUGUUAAUUAUGAAUUUGUGGGUUGUGAUUAUGUUCUGAUUUGGUUCCGUGAUUUUUCUAAGUAGCUUGACUUGUUUAGUUUAAAUAUGAGGUUAAUGAUUUGUGGGGAUUUGAUAAUUCUGGUUCUUGAAUUUAUUUAAUGGGUUUUUUCAAGAAUCAUGUACUGACUCUGUUCUUUGGAACUUUUCAGAAUUCUGCUUCGGACAUUAAGCUCAUGAGUCAUGACUUCUUCAAUCCAUGAGCUUUCUGAUAACGUUGGAAGUCAUGAGAAGCAAGAACAGAUAGAUUCUCAUUUCCAACCACCAAUUCCUCCUGGAAGAAAUUAUGAAUCAAUUGCUACAAGUUUAGUCUACUCGGAACCGGUUCCUCACCCGGGGAGUACACAUUCCAUGGCACCUGGACAAUAUCCAUAUCCAGAUCCUUACUACAGAAGCAUCUUUGCACCGCCUCCACAACCGUAUACCGGGGUACAUCUACAGUUGAUGGGAAUACAGCAACAAGGUGUUCCUUUACCAUCUGAUGCAGUCGAGGAACCUGUUUUUGUUAACGCAAAGCAAUACCACGGUAUACUAAGGCGAAGGCAAUCUAGAGCAAGACUUGAGUCUCAAAAUAAAGUCAUCAAGUCACGUAAGCCAUAUUUGCAUGAAUCUCGGCAUUUGCAUGCGAUAAGACGACCAAGAGGAUGUGGCGGUCGGUUUCUAAAUGCCAAGAAGGACGACGAGCAUCACGAAGACAGUACUCAUGAAGAAAAUUCCAACCUCAGCUCUGAUAAAUCCGCCAUGGCUGCUUCUAGUGGUACAUCUUGAGAAGGUCAUCCAAGUAGCUUUGUUGUAUUUUGGCUCUGUUUGGUCUCAGAUCAUCUAUGUCUUUAGUCUAUGAUAUAUACAAAUCUUUGUAGAAAGGUAUAGAUAGGUUCUUCGGAGCAAUUAGGUAAACGUGAAGUGGGUUUUAGACUUGUGAUUAUUAAAUAAACCCCACUGAGGAAGAAAGGAAAUAAAUAAAUGUCAUAAAGUUUAGUUAAAUAGUACAAUGCUACUUAUAUUGUUUUGUUGUAAGAAAUUUUGGUAAUAAAACGAAAAAUGGAAGAAUCCACAAACAA
This is a messenger RNA of Arabidopsis lyrata subsp. lyrata, 1169 nucleotides long. RefSeq names its product nuclear transcription factor Y subunit A-7. Lineage: Eukaryota; Viridiplantae; Streptophyta; Magnoliopsida; Brassicales; Brassicaceae. The coding region runs from base 292 to 876 and encodes 194 amino acids. The record is from RefSeq and is a predicted model, not a curated record. Gene Ontology annotation, biological process: regulation of transcription by RNA polymerase II. The transcript has 5 exons. Gene Ontology annotation, molecular function: DNA-binding transcription factor activity, RNA polymerase II-specific; RNA polymerase II cis-regulatory region sequence-specific DNA binding.